Messenger RNA from Cydia fagiglandana, 1560 nucleotides. Its product is annotated as myrosinase 1-like. Gene Ontology annotation, molecular function: beta-glucosidase activity. Gene Ontology annotation, biological process: carbohydrate metabolic process. The record is from RefSeq and is a predicted model, not a curated record. Lineage: Eukaryota; Metazoa; Arthropoda; Insecta; Lepidoptera; Tortricidae. The coding region runs from base 37 to 1560 and encodes 507 amino acids. The transcript has 6 exons.
CAACCAUUGAGAAGGACUAAUCGCAGCUAAAGAAAUAUGCGGUUAGCGGUCAUCUUAGGUUUUACAGCAUUGGCUCUCGGCAACAAUGCUCACUACACAAAGCAGUCGAGGAAGUUCCCUGAGGGCUUUGUAUUUGGCACGGCCACCGCCUCCUACCAAAUCGAGGGCGCUUGGAAUGAAGACGGUAAAAGUGAAAACAUCUGGGACCACAUGACCCACAACAAACCUCACGUCAUCAUUGACCAAAGCAAUGGUGAUAUUGCUGCAGACUCCUACCACAACUACAAACGCGACGUCGAGAUGAUGCGAGAACUGGGAGUGGACGCCUACCGGUUCUCCCUUUCUUGGUCUAGAAUUCUACCUUCAGGCUUUACCAACGAAAUAAAUCAAGCAGGCAUCGACUUCUACAAUAACUACAUCAAUGAGAUGGUCAAGUACAAUAUACAACCAAUGAUCACGCUAUACCACUGGGACUUGCCUCAAAAACUACAAGAACUAGGAGGUUUUGCCAACCCUCUCAUAGUUGAAUGGUUUGAAGAUUACGCUAGAGUGGCUUAUGAAUUGUUCGGCGAUAGAGUUAAAGACUGGAUCACUUUUAACGAGCCUAAAGAAGUUUGUUAUCAAGGCUAUGGUGCUACCACCAUGGCGCCGCAGCUGAAUUCUACCGGUGUAGGAGACUAUCUGUGUGCGAAGAACUUGUUAAUUGCCCACGCGAAGGCGUACCACGCGUAUAACAACGACUUCAAGCCCAGCCAGGGAGGGCGCUGCGGCAUCACGAUCGCUGUUACUUCAUUUGAGCCUCUGACGGAUUCUGACGAGGACGAGGCAGCAGCUGAAAUGAAUAGACAAGCCCAGUAUGGCAUAUACGCGGAACCCAUUUUCUCUGAACAAGGCGGGUUCCCCAAAGAAUUUUCCGAACGCGUCGCUGCCAAAAGCAAGGCGCAAGGUUACCCUAGAUCUCGACUACCAGAAUUCACUGAAGAAGAAAAGGCAUACGUCAAAGGAUCUGCAGAUUUCUUUGGAAUAAACCACUAUUCGUCUCUUCUGAUAUCAGCUAAUGAAUAUAAGGGUGAACACCCAGUACCCAGCAUGUACGAUGAUAUAGAUACUGGAGAAUUUGUGCCCGCAGACUGGCCAACAAGCGCUUCAACGUGGUUGUUUCAAGCACCGAAUAGCAUGUACAACGUCCUAACCCACUUGCACAAGAGGUACAACGGGCCAGUGUUGUACGUGACUGAAAACGGCUGGUCGACGGGUGAGGGCCAGCAAGACGACGACCGCGUGCGGUACUACCGCGCCGCGCUGGAGGACGCGCUGGACGCCCUGGACGAAGGAGUACGCCUUGAAAAGUACAUGGCCUGGAGCCUUAUGGAUAACUUUGAGUGGAUGCAGGGAUACAAGGAGCGUUUCGGAUUGUACGAGGUGGACUUCACAUCUCCCGAGCGGACGCGAACCCCGCGCAAGUCGGCGCUCGUGUACAAGCACAUCGUCGCCACUAGAAUGAUCGACCACAACUACGAACCAGAAAGCCUCGACAUCACCAUUGAUGAAGGACAUUAA